UCCUCGUACCCGAAAACAAGUUCUACGCAAGAAAAAGUAAUAUCAGAAAAGCCACGUACAACAAUUAAAUGUUUUAAUGACACUUGCAACUUUCCUGGUCGCAUGUAAAUAAUCUGGAUCUACUCUUGUUGUUCAGUAGGUCAUACAUACAGAGGAUGGGCUUUUAUGUUAAUGUGUUGUGUAAACGCACCUCCCCGACCAUUGUCUCACCCAAAAACUGGCAUUGCCAAAAAAAUAGGGGGGUGACAAUUCUAUAAAUGACAAUUCGUCUUUCGGUUUGUUAUCAGUUUCGUGAUUGUGGUCGGUGAUCGAAGAUGAAGCAACACGUGGUUUUGGUUUUCGCCUUGGUUCUCGUUGCUGCUCAAGGGGUUCCAAUUUCUGAUCAAGAAAAUGAGAUAAAGCCAGAAGAAACGCACGCAUUCUUCAAAAUGUUCGAGAAAUGCACGACCAACGAAGACGUGACCGAAAUGAUGAACUGCGCCGCAUCCAGGAUGUUGAGGUCGAUCGAAAAGGCCACCACCGAACCGGUAAUCAACGUGGUACCUGGCAUCACCCUCGUCAGCGACAAUUCGAUCAGCAGCCGACAGGCUAAGGAGAUCAAGGACGAACCGUUACCCUCUAACCCCCAGGAGAAGACCAACAAGCUGGUGGAGCUGCUGGUGAACCGUACCAGCCGGUUUUUGGCCGGCAAGGUGUUGAAAAUCCAACUGAACAAAGAGAGCGUGGCCAGGGCGAUCGAGGAGGGCCGCGGCAAGAUGAAGAAGAUGGUCGGACCGUGGAUGUUGGGAUUGGGCGCCACCAUGAUCACCAUGGUGCCCAUCAUGUUGGGCGGCUUGGCCCUGAUGGCCUCCAAAGCUUUGAUGAUCGGCAAACUGGCCUUCGUCGUUUCUAUCAUCCUGUUCGUGCAGUACUUCUUCACGGGAAGGAACGUGUUCCCCGGUUGGUUUAACGGAGUGUCUGGUUUUGGAGGAUACGGAGGGUACGGAGGUUACGGAACAACGUACGGUACCAACAAUGUGGGAUGGGGUGCUUCUGCGCAGUAUCCCUACGCUAGAUCCCUUAACAUUACUCCAGAAACCGACAAGGAUAAGAACGCUGAUGAUCUCGCCUAUUCUGGCCAUCAACUUUGAAACUUUAA
Messenger RNA from Aethina tumida (small hive beetle), 1138 nucleotides. RefSeq lists its product as uncharacterized. The coding region runs from base 315 to 1130 and encodes 271 amino acids. The transcript has 5 exons. Lineage: Eukaryota; Metazoa; Arthropoda; Insecta; Coleoptera; Nitidulidae. The record is from RefSeq and is a predicted model, not a curated record.